This is a messenger RNA of Pochonia chlamydosporia 170, 1473 nucleotides long. RefSeq names its product serine/threonine-protein kinase cot-1. Gene Ontology annotation, biological process: peptidyl-serine phosphorylation; intracellular signal transduction. The coding region runs from base 1 to 1473 and encodes 490 amino acids. Gene Ontology annotation, molecular function: ATP binding; protein serine/threonine kinase activity. The transcript is spliced from 4 exons. Lineage: Eukaryota; Fungi; Ascomycota; Sordariomycetes; Hypocreales; Clavicipitaceae. The record is from RefSeq and is a predicted model, not a curated record.
AUGGAUAACCAGACUCAGACCUUGCCUCUGGAAGCACACUGGAAACCAGCUAUUCCGGGACUGUUCGCUCCAGUUCCAGAGAAAAAUGCCGGCAAAUAUGGUCGCAAUGCGAACAACAGCCAGAAAACGUGCUCCAAACAAACCACAGCAUUCUUCAAGGACAGUAUUCUGCGGGUUAGAGAGAGGAAUCAGAGACAAAGCGAGGCUCAAAAAAGACUGCAGGAACCAAACAUCAGCCAAGAAAGGCGAGGUCAGAUCUGGUCCAUCGCUGGCCGGAAAGAAGGGCAAUACCUACGGUUCUUGCGAACUAAAGACAAGCCGGAGAACUACCAAACAAUUAAAGUGAUUGGAAAGGGAGCCUUUGGCGAAGUAAAAUUAGUGCAGAAGAAGACAAACGGCCAGGUCUACGCGAUGAAAUCUCUGGUAAAAACAGAGAUGGUUCGCAGGGACCAGCUUGCUCAUGUUCGAUCAGAGCGCGACUUUUUAGCAGAGGAUGAUAGUCCUUGGGUUGUGAAGCUUUUUACCACCUUCCAGGAUGCGCAUGUCCUCUAUAUGCUCAUGGAGUUUUUACCCGGUGGCGAUUUAAUGAGCAUGCUGAUCAAGUAUGAGGUCUUUUCGGAGGAUAUAACCCGGUUUUAUAUGGCAGAGUGCAUAUUAGCCAUUGAGACAGUUCACAAACUGGGCUUUAUCCAUCGAGACAUCAAGCCGGACAAUAUCCUCCUAGACCGAGGCGGCCACGUUAAAUUAACUGACUUUGGCCUGUCCACCAGCUUUAAUCGCCUGUGGGACGACCGCUACUCCGAGAAGGGACUGCAGGGAAAGUCCGAUAAACCAAGGGACCGAAGUUCAGUCUCCAUUGACCAGAUCAACCUUACUGUGAGCAAUCGGUCGCAGAUCAACGAGUGGCGACAGUCGAGGAGGAUAAUAGCAUACUCUACUGUUGGAACGCCUGACUACGUUGCGCCUGAGAUGUUUACCGGCGCCGGUUACACAUUUAGCUGCGAUUGGUGGUCCCUUGGUGCGAUUAUGUACGAGUGCUUGGUUGGAUGGCCGCCGUUCUGUGCGGAGGAUGAUGUGACCACGUUUCGAAAGAUUAUGAACUGGAAGCAGACUUUGUGUUUUCCUGAUGAUAUUCAGCUUAGUGUGAACGCUGAAGAUCUUAUCCGAAGGUUGAUUUGUGAUCCUGCGGACCGAAUUGGACGUGGUGGCGCGCAUGAAAUAAAAGCACAUCCUUUCUUUCGAGGAGUUCCGUUUGAUAGCUUACGCCGUAUUCGAGCACCAUUUGAGCCGCAAUUGGCUUCUGAUGUCGAUACGAGGUAUUUUCCUACAGAUGAGAUCGAUCAGACUGACAGUGCCAGCCGACUUAAGGCUUUGACGAUUCAAGGCGAUGAGAUGCCGUUGGGGGAUUCGCUGGAGUUGAGUUUGCCUUUUAUCGGAUACACCUUUAAGCGGUUCGACAACAAUUUCCAGUAG